This is a messenger RNA of Anopheles funestus (African malaria mosquito), 887 nucleotides long. Its product is annotated as outer dense fiber protein 3-like protein 2. NCBI's taxonomy places the organism in Eukaryota, Metazoa, Arthropoda, Insecta, Diptera, Culicidae. The transcript has 2 exons. The coding region runs from base 114 to 806 and encodes 230 amino acids. The record is from RefSeq and is a predicted model, not a curated record.
UUCUUCGACUGAUUCCAUUUUCUCACUAGUAUUAAUUUUGAAUUGAAGGUGUAAGGUUGCUAAAUUCCUAGUAUAAAGUUUCUAAGUUCAUCCAAUAAAAUCCCCUAAAAAAAAUGAAUCCAAGAAACAAAGGCCCAGGUCCUACGGCGUACACACUACCAACGGAAGUCGGUUACAAUCAGCAUGAUCCACGAAAGGAGCGAAAACCUAUGUACACGAUGCGACCAACGUUUAAAAAAUGCUACGACACAAUCGGGCCCGGUCCUGCUACCUACGAUCUCAAGAAGCAAACCCGCGUCGGUGGUCCUCGGGAACCAAAAUAUUCUCUCGCCAGUAGGCUCAACCCACUGAAGGCUGAUCUUGGCCCCGGACCAGGCGCACACAAUAAUCAUCUAGUGCCGACUAUGAAAUGUAAACGGCCACCUAUGCAGAGUUUUGGAUAUCGUAUAGAUGUGCCUAACAGGGAGAUUAUACCGGCCCCGAAUCGAUACAACGGAUUAGUUCACAUGACCCGUCCCAAGGCACCGCUCUAUUCGAUGGGUAUAAAAACGAAGGAUAUCCAUGGAUUGGAAGGACCAGGUCCGGCCAGAUACGGCCCUACAUCACGUGAUGUCACCCAUAGGCGUGCACCCAGCUAUGGCAUGCGGCAAGGGCACACGGAUUUCAUGAAUCGAUUGCCUCAUCCGGCACCCAACCAUUACCCUCUGAUGAAUCUACGUGUCGGUUCAACGGCUCCUAGUUAUACCUUUGGUGUAAGACAUCUCGAUUGGCAGGAUCCAAUGAUUAUUCCUGGUGACAAUUGUUAGUGCCAACCGUCAUCAGUGGAUCAUGUGAUGUGUCUUCAUGUUAGCUAAAUAAAAUUGUAAUGUUUACAGGACACGCCAGUA